Molecule: messenger RNA, 519 nt
Organism: Lottia gigantea (owl limpet)
Lineage: Eukaryota; Metazoa; Mollusca; Gastropoda; Lottiidae
Exons: 1
Coding region: 1-519 (172 amino acids)
Source: RefSeq, a predicted model, not a curated record
AUGUUGGAACAUGUCACUUGCGCAGGUGUAGGAGAAAUUGUAACCGAAGUUGUUUGGGAAGUUAUAGGUGAUGUUGUAGGGGAGGUUGCUGGUGAUGUUGUAGGGGAAGUUGUUGGUGAUAUCGAAGGAGAGGUUGUUGGUGAUAAGAUACGGACAGUUGUUGGUGAUGCUGUAGGUGAGGUUGUUUGUGAUGUUGUAGGGGACGUAGAUGGUGAUAUUGUCGGAGAAGUUGAUGGUGAUAUUGUCGGAGAAGUUGUUGGUGAUAUUGUCGGAGAAGUUGUUGGUGAUGUUGUCGGAGAAGUUGUUUGUGAUAUAAUAGGUAAGGUUGUUGGUGAUGCUGUAGGCGAGGUUGUCUGUGAUGUUGUUGGGGAAGUCGAUGGUGAUGUUGUCGGGGAAGUCAAUGGUGAUGUUAUGGCUGAUGCAAGAGGUGAGGUUGCUGGGGAUGUUGUCGGAGAGUUUACUGGAGAUGUUGUUGGUGAACAGGUUUCACAACAAUCAGUGAAUUGUGCUGUACUGUAA